GUAAGACGGCUCUACGUAUAACCUUCUAAAUACUCUUAGAUAUCCGGACGAAAUUUAACAUGACAUUCUUAAAACUAUUAUUAAAUAGUAGUAUAAUAUACAUAACCAUAAUAGCAAUAGCGACUCCUAUCGCUAAUGAAGAAUCAAAAAUCAAAGGAGUAGAAACCGAUGAAGAAUCGAAAAUCGCAAUGCCCAGUGUAUUAAACAACAAAUCAAGCAAUAUAUCAGAUUAUAUGUUUCCAAUACAUUAUAAUAUAAAGAUAAUGUUAGGCACUGAUUAUCUUCAUAGCGUAUGCAUAAUCACUUUAAAUAUUUCUUAUGCAAAACGAUACAUAAGAUUUUAUGUACCGGAUGCAACAUUUAUAGUGUUCUCAAAUCUUACAUUAAAUCAAAAUAAUGAUACGGUUUAUGAAGCAAAUCACACAAAUAUUAUUAAAAACAAUAUUGUCGUGCUCGAUUUCGGUGAUGUCUCGUUUCAUGGAAUAUACGAUUUGUAUAUAGAGUACAUAAUCUCAAUUAAUAUCGUAAGGGAAUCUUUCGGAACUCCAUACAUAAACGAAAAUGAAGAAAUAGAGUGGUUAAUCGCAACAGGAGUCCAGCGAAGAAACAGGUAUCAAACUAAAAAACAGCAAAUGUUACCAUAUUGGGACAAGCCAAAAUUAAGAAUUACUUUUAUUAUUUCCAUAAUACAUCAUCCAAAAUACAAAGUUUGGUCAAAUAUGCCGAUACGAGAUAUUGAAUUGACGGACGAUAAUAUGACAUGGACAUUUUUUAACGCUACUCCUUUAAUCUCCAUAGAUAGAGUAGCAUUUCUGGUAUCCAGUUUUCGUCACAUCAUCUUCUCGAAUAAUGAAACAAUUCGUUCGUCCAUAUCGUACAGACCACAAUCGGAACCGUAUUUAAAAUUUGCGAAAACUUUUAUUUCUUCCAUCAAUGUAUACAUGCAUACAUGGAAUAUUCGGAACAAAAAACUUGCGCCGCUAACCUCUGUUUCAUUUGAGAACAAAAUAGAUCAUGUCGUAAUUCCGGAUUUACAAAAUGAAAUUGAACAGACUUUUGGUUUCAUUUUUUAUCGAGAAGCAGAUAUCACUUAUAAUGAAGAAUUAGAUCCUGUCGCAUACAAAACGAUAAUUGCACGCUUAAUUGCACGUGGGAUGAUACAAAAAUACAUUAGAAAUUUGUUCAGACCUACUUACUUAUGGCCUAAUACAUGGUUAAACGAUGGAUUUAAUAUAUUUUAUUCAGUACUCAUUAUCGACAAGGCUCUGCCAAAUUCCCGAAUGAUAGAUCUGUUUGUAGUUCAAAUUCAACAUGAAUUACUCUAA
Messenger RNA from Camponotus floridanus (Florida carpenter ant), 1325 nucleotides. Its product is annotated as glutamyl aminopeptidase-like. The record is from RefSeq and is a predicted model, not a curated record. The coding region runs from base 60 to 1325 and encodes 421 amino acids. Gene Ontology annotation, biological process: peptide catabolic process; proteolysis. Gene Ontology annotation, cellular component: cytoplasm. NCBI's taxonomy places the organism in Eukaryota, Metazoa, Arthropoda, Insecta, Hymenoptera, Formicidae. The transcript has 5 exons. Gene Ontology annotation, molecular function: zinc ion binding; peptide binding; metalloaminopeptidase activity.